Molecule: messenger RNA, 339 nt
Organism: Dibothriocephalus latus
Lineage: Eukaryota; Metazoa; Platyhelminthes; Cestoda; Diphyllobothriidea; Diphyllobothriidae
Source: the annotation of a GenBank genome assembly
AUGCCACAUUGUCACGCGACUUCUAACGACCCUGUCCUCCUGGACCUCCAUUCAGUCUGCCGGUGUCUCUACCUGGGCUUCGUGGAUGUGGAAUGGUCGGUGGGCGAUACGGCCGUUGAGCGAGCGGUAGACAGUCUCAUUCCCGAGACCAUACUGGAAUCCGUCACAUGUGACCAAUUGGGCGCCGAGAGUCCGGUUCAGUACACGGAGUGCCAGCUCCAGGUCUCCCCUCAGGAGGGCAUUCUACUCACGGACCUCAAUCGGAAAAUUUUCUUCCAACGACACCUCUCCAGUCCAAGUAUCGUCUUUGUCGGCGUGGAUCCACGUGACAAGAUGUAA